Molecule: messenger RNA, 2139 nt
Organism: Plasmodium gonderi
Lineage: Eukaryota; Apicomplexa; Aconoidasida; Haemosporida; Plasmodiidae
Product: pyruvate kinase
Exons: 1
Coding region: 1-2139 (712 amino acids)
Biological process (GO): glycolytic process
Cellular component (GO): cytoplasm
Molecular function (GO): pyruvate kinase activity; magnesium ion binding; potassium ion binding
Source: RefSeq, a predicted model, not a curated record
AUGAACUUAAUUCACCUUUUUUUUAUCAUUGAAUUGAUAAUAUUGCUAGUGGAAGGAAUGAUAAAAUAUGAAAAGGACAGUAUUGAUUUUAACAAAGUGUGCACUAAAAACAGGGGAAGUAGUGGUGGGGGAUUACUUUUUCUUACCAGUACUUACAUAAAUAAACAAUUAAAUAGAAGAAAAAAUAUAUUAUCUCAUAACGAUAGAUCCAUUUUGAAGAAUACAGAAAAAGGAGAUAUUAAUUUAUUAAGCAAAAAGAAUAAAAUAUCAUUCACAAAAAGCAAACAAAUUGCCACAAUCGGACCAGCAACGGAGAAAUUCGAGGAACUAGAAAAACUUUAUCUAAGUGGUAUUGAUGUUUUUAGAUUAAAUUUUUCUCAUGGUUUGAAAAGUAUUAAAAAAUAUAUAAUUAAUUCGAUCAGAAUUUUAGAAAAGAAAUAUGAUACAUCUAUUGGCAUUUUAGGAGAUAUCCAAGGACCAAAAAUACGAAUAGGUGAAUUUGAAAGGAAUGAAAAAAAUUCUAUGGAAAAAAAUACAUUCAUAGAAUUGAAAGAAGGAGAUUUAUUUUCAUUCGAUUUGAUGAAUACUCCAGGAAAUGAAAAUAGGGUACAAUUGAAUUAUCCUGACUUGUUAAAAAAUGUAAAAAAUGGACAAAUGAUAUUACUAGAUGAUGGAAACUUAAAAAUGAAAGUUAUCGAAAAUAAUUUUGAUGAAUUAGUAAAAGAAAAUAGUUUCAUAAAAGUACAAGUAGUAACUGGUGGGAAAUUAUACAGCAAAAAGGGAUUUUGUAUUCCAAAUAUGAUUAUGCCUAUUGAAGUAUUAAACGAAAAAGAUAUUAAAGACAUUUUAUUUUGCAUAAAUGAAGGAGUAGAUUUUUUAGGCUAUUCUUUUGUACAAACGAAAUAUGAUUUAAUUUUUUUAAAAAGUAUUAUAAAAGAUUAUUAUGACAGCGAUUUUUAUCGAAACAAAAUAAAAAAAGAUAGAAUCAGUUACGACGUGAAUAUGUUACAAAUGAAGGAUUACGAUGAUGCCAAUGAUUUUUACAUAAAAGAAAUAGAUGAUUAUUAUCAAAAUUAUUAUUUAAAAAAUUAUGAAAAAUAUAAAAAAAUAUAUGACGUGUACAAAAAUCAGGAUUUACAAAUAGAUGAUAACAGAAUGGGUCAAGUGGACCCCCAUACCACGCAUCAUAGCAAUGGUUGCGAUGUCAGUCUGACAUCCCGAGUCACUUCUGACACUUCAGACAUAUCUGAUUCCACGUGGAAUAAUGAAAAAAUGGAAGAUAAUAACGUAAACACCAUAUUUAUUGUAUCAAAAAUUGAAAAGCCCGCUGCUGUAAAAAAUAUAGAAAGCAUUAUUAAACUCUCAGAUGGCAUUAUGAUAGCAAGAGGGGACCUUGGAAUUGAAACAAAUUUGUCCAAUUUGCCAAUAUUACAAAAAAAAAUUAUAAACUUAUGUAGAAUUAAAUAUAACAAACCGGUUAUUGUAGCAACUCAAAUGAUGGAGAGUAUGAGAUUCUUACCCUCCCCCACAAGAGCAGAAGUAGCGGAUGUCGCAACGGCUUUAUAUGAUGGAUCUGACUGUGUUAUGUUAUCAGCUGAAACUGCAACUGGACAGUAUCCAAUUCUUACUGCUUCAACACAAAAUAGCAUAAUUAAAGAUGUAGAAAAUGAUUAUUAUUAUUACCAUUAUACACAAAAGAAAAAUGACAAUAUAGUAAAGUAUAUGAAUAUAUCAAAUCAGGUAAUUCCAAAUGGAAAUUCCCAUUUUGAAAAAUUAAUUUACAGCAUAAGAGAUCUAAGCAAUAACAUCAACUUGAAAUCGAUUAUUUUAUUUUCAAAUGAAUUUCAAAAAAUACAAAAACUGAGUAACUUACGAACAAAAGCACCAAUUAUUGUCAUUACAGAAAAUGUCGCUUUAGCUAGAAAGCUCCAACUUACAUGGGGAAUUUAUCCAUACCUUUCCAAAUUAACUAAUUUCCACAGUAAUGAUUUAUUACCCUUAAUUAAUUAUGGUUGUAAAAUAUCACAAGAAGAAGGAUUUGUCAAUUCUCCUGAUGAAUAUUCCCUUGUCACCUUUACAAAAAAUAUUAACAACUCUGCUAAUUUGCUUUAUCUCUGUCAGCCAUGUUUAGCUACCUAG